Molecule: messenger RNA, 1128 nt
Organism: Colossoma macropomum (tambaqui)
Lineage: Eukaryota; Metazoa; Chordata; Actinopteri; Characiformes; Serrasalmidae
Gene: pnocb
Product: prepronociceptin b
Exons: 3
Coding region: 171-884 (237 amino acids)
Biological process (GO): sensory perception; chemical synaptic transmission; neuropeptide signaling pathway
Cellular component (GO): axon terminus; neuronal cell body; plasma membrane
Molecular function (GO): opioid receptor binding
Source: RefSeq, a predicted model, not a curated record
GAGCCUAGAGGCUGAGAGGGGUUGGACACUGCUGCAUCACUUUGAGAGUGGGUGGAGAAAGAGAGAGAGAGUGAAAGAGAACACGUCCCCUACUCCACAGCACAGCGAGUCCUGUAACCUGUUGGAUCCCAUUUGAACCCGUUUGUCUUGGUGUCUUCUGUGAAGAAGCCAUGAAGACCCCACUCUGGACCCUUCUGUUAUUGAGUUUGUGUGUGCCGGGUCGCAGCGACUGCCAAGGGGAUUGUUUAACCUGCGCACUUCUCCUGCCUCAACAGCAAGCCUUCAACACCCUUCAGGUGUGUCUGCUGGAGUGUGAAGCCCAGGCGUCCCCGGCUCCCACUUGGGAUCUGUGCAAUCGGGCGGUAGGUUUGAACUCGGCUGCCCUGCCACCAGAAGAAGAUGCCGUGUCAAAGCGUGCAGAGGACGAAACGGAAGCAGUGGAGCCGUUGGCCAUGGUGAGCAUGGAGGAUGACGGAAGUGUGGAGUUCUCGGAAGCACUGGAACGAUUCCGCCAUGCAGCACAAGCCCUGGGGGCCUCCUACGAGCAACAGCCUGACUCCAGGAUGGAGGAGGAAGUGGGGCAGGGACGAAACGUGGUUGCUGAGGACGAGCGCGAUGGCUCCAACGACUUAGAUUUAUCCAAACGCUUUGGCGGCUUCCUGAAGGGCCGCCAUGGCUUCCGGAAGCUGUUGGGCUCCGGCAGGUCCCUGCAGAAGCGCUACGGUGGCUUCAUUGGGAUCCGCAAGUCGGCCCGGAAGUGGAACAACCAGAAGCGGGUGAGCCAGUUGCUGAGGCAGUACCUGAGCCUCACUUCCCGCUCGGGCCGCUCAGGCCGCUUCAACAACCUCUCCAUCGCCGGAGUCCGACAAAAGAACGAAGUCUGAGCCCCUACAAACAGGCGCUGACCCCCCCCCGCAUACCUCUUUCAUGUACCGCAACCCAAGACAUGUUAAAAUAUUCCAAGAUAUUGUGUUGAUAUCCACUGAGGAACGUUUUUCUUUCCUUCUCCACCAUUGACAUUUCCAUGAAGCAGUAAACUUUCUGAGAUCUAAAUGAGUUCAAGCUCAUUGUGCUCAUCAAGAAUUGAAAAGUCAACAGGCUAUUUGUUUGGAAUUUUCAGCAGUUGAC